Messenger RNA from Dentiscutata erythropus, 1326 nucleotides. The record is from the annotation of a GenBank genome assembly. NCBI's taxonomy places the organism in Eukaryota, Fungi, Glomeromycota, Glomeromycetes, Diversisporales, Gigasporaceae.
AUGGUUUCUUCAAACAUAAAACUUCUUUAUCAUCCAGAAUACUAUCAUGGUAAUGGUAUUGAAGAAAAAUUUUUCGAGGGUUGGUAUUUUAAAACAGUAUCAAAAGACAAUAAUGAAGCAUUUAUCGUAAUACCGGGAAUUUAUCGUGCACCUUCGAUCACAAACGACAAUGAAUCCCACGCUUUUGUAAUGGUUCUUCUUUCUGGAUUUGAUUGUCUAUAUUAUCGAUAUGAAGUUAACGAAUUUGAAGCGAGUUCUAGUUCUGAUAUGGAAUUUUAUGUAAAGAUCGGUGAUAAUAAAUUUCAAAAAAGUGGCAUAACACUUAAUCUCCCUUCUUCACGACUAAUAAAGCCUACUGAUAAGGAAUAUGAAGAAUAUUCAGAUUUAUUAGUUAACGAUUGGGCUAAUAUAAUCAAUUUUAAGUCAUCAGAUCAAUCAAAUGCCGAAUCGCAACUAUUCACUUCUCCUACAUUGAAACAAGAUCUUUUGAAAAACGUCGUUCGUCAUAAAUUUAUUUCAUAUUCUGUACAAGGACAAGUUUCUUUCGAUAAAAUGGUAUUAUUUCCCGCCACAUAUACAUAUCCAAGUGUUAUGGGACCCUUUGCCUUCAUUCCUUCUUUAGAAUGUAAUCAUGGAAUUUUAAGUAUGAAUCAUAGAUCUCAAGGUAAUAUAGAGUUUACGAAUGAAGAGAAUAAAGAUGAUUUCAAAAAAAUUAUUUUUGAGAAUGGGUGCGGAUAUAUAGAGAAAGAUUGGGGUACUGAUUUUCCUCAGUCUUAUAUUUGGGGACAGACUAAUAAUUUCAUGAAUGAGGAUGGGUCUUCAAUAUUUUUUUCUGUAGCAGAUAUACCACUUAUAUCAUCAGAUAGUCUAUUUAGCAAGAUUCCUUUUCUUAAAAAUUCAUUACCACUACGUUUUCCUGGACGACUAAUCAUCUUUUACCAUGGGAGUACGAAUACUACAUAUAAUUUCAGUACUUAUACAUUAUCUUUUGUUCGUGAAUUGAAUGUAGAAAUGGAUAAUUCUGCCACGCAACAUAUAAAUAUAUACAUUUCAAAUAUACAAGGAUAUCAUCUUAAAAUCAGUAUAAAACGUAGAGCUGGUAGAGGAAUUCCCUUACGUGCACCCGUAAAACAAUUCGAAAAGAUGCUUUUAAGAGUUGAGGAAAGUUUGGACGCUGAAAUGUCUGUAAAAUUAUGGCAUACGCAACGAAAUCAUGAAAUUGAAAAUGUUAUUUUUCAUGAUAGAUCUGUAAAUGUGGGACUGGAGGUCGUUGGUGAUGUCAUGUGGAUUGCUGAAAAAUAUCAAAAAGUGAUCCAAUCAAAUUAG